GCUCUCUUCUUUCUCGUGCUUUACGUAGAGGUGUCGGACUGGUAACACCCACCACGUUUCCCAGGCUCAGUCAUCAUCAGGCGAUCAGUCUCUUGAAGAGGAACCUGCUUCGAUCAUCAACAAAAUUCCAGCGUGGGUCGCAAAGUGGGACCAUGAGAUAGAUAGUUGUUUUUCUUUCAGCUGACACACAGCUCUACACUGAUAGCCUAUCAUGAUAAACACGAACAUACGAGAAUAUGGAUUUUUAUUUCUGAUUUAAAGAAGUCUGCGCCGGGUAUAUUGCAUUAGGCGAUCAUAAAGACAGUUUUAGAUAUUUGUAUAUGUGUCUUCCUAUUUGUUGAGUAUUCGUUAAAGCGUAUUUGGCAAUACGGUUUAAUUAAUUUAAAAGAAGUUAAAAAGAAAAAAACCACAGGACAUGGUCUACCAUCUCAACGGAUUGCGAACAGCACAGUGCUCUUAAACUGGAUGCAUAAAAGGAGUUAAAUCAAACAAAUUGUUUCUUUGCGGGACAAUAACACUAUUUGCACUUAACAUCAACAAAAGCUUGAUGGCUCAACGGUACGAGGACCUUGCCCACUAUGGUGGCGGUAUGGACGGAGUCGGGGUUCCGGCGUCGAUGUACGGGGACCCACACGCUCCACGGCCCCUGCCGCAAGUUCACCACUUAAACCACGGGCCACCGCCACAUACCACUCAGCAUUAUGGGGCCCAUGCACCACACAGUAUCAUGCCCAGCAACAUUGGCUCAGCUGUCAACGACGCACUUAAAAGAGACAAGGACCAGAUUUAUGGGCACCCGUUAUUUCCCCUUCUGGCGCUGGUUUUUGAGAAGUGUGAGCUCGCCACAUGCACGCCGAGAGAGCCCGGGGUCGCUGGAGGAGAUGUGUGCUCAUCUGAUUCUUUUAACGAGGACAUCGCUGUGUUUGCAAAACAGAUACGCGCAGAGAAGCCGCUAUUUUCCUCUAAUCCAGAGCUGGACAAUUUGAUGAUACAAUCAAUACAAGUAUUACGAUUCCAUCUUUUAGAACUUGAAAAGGUACACGAGCUUUGCGACAACUUCUGUCAUCGGUAUAUAAGCUGUUUGAAAGGGAAAAUGCCUAUAGACCUGGUAAUUGAUGAACGGGAUGGAUGCAAGUCAGACUUCGAUGACCUCUCAGGAUCCUCGACAAAUCUUGCAGAUCACAAUCCAGCAUCCUGGAGAGACAUGGAUGAUGCUCACUCCACGCCUUCAGUCGGCACCCCAGGACCCUCCAGUGGGGGACAUGCUUCUCAGAGUGGAGACAACAGCAGUGAACUAGGGGAUGGUUUGGAUAACAGUUUGGCAUCUCCAGGCACAGGGGAUGAAGAUGACCAGGACAAAAAGCGGCAGAAAAAGAGAGGAAUCUUCCCAAAAGUGGCAACCAAUAUUAUGCGGGCAUGGCUUUUCCAGCAUCUCACACACCCAUAUCCAUCUGAAGAGCAGAAGAAGCAGCUAGCACAGGACACAGGACUUACCAUCUUACAAGUGAAUAACUGGUUUAUCAAUGCUCGAAGAAGAAUUGUGCAACCCAUGAUUGAUCAGUCAAACAGAGCAGUGAGUCAAGGAACCGCUUACAGUCCUGAUGGUCAACCUAUGGGCGGCUUUGUUUUAGAUGGCCAACAGCACAUGGGUCUUCGGCCUGGUGGUCCCAUGGGAGGUAUGGGUAUGAACAUGAGCAUGGAUGGACAGUGGCACUACAUGUAAACUUCUACAUUCUGAAAACAAAUUGUUAUAGGUUUUUAUGGUGACCUAAGGCAUGAGGAACGAGUGAGUCAAUUUGACAUUUUUCAAAUCUGAUCACAUCCCUGUCAAACAGCAAAUACCUUCUCUAUUUAUGGGAACUCAAACCUCAUCAAACUGGCCAUUAUAAACCCAACCAAACUACUGUGCAAAAGAGGACCAGCAAAAAAAAAAAAAAAAAAACAGACAAACCUGAAGCAUUUUUGUCAAAAGAAAGACUUUUGCAACUGGGAUACUGAUUAUUUCUUUUUUAAAUUAUUUAUUUAUUCUUGUUACUCUCAAGAAGCACAGGGACCAGAACAUUUGUGCACUUUGGCUCAACUCUAGAGUGGCUGCCCCAGAAAAUAUUUUGUUCAUAUCUGCUCAUUUACAGCAAGUGCACACCCUCAUAUUAAAUGUAUUUGUCCUCCUAAAUACACAGAAGUGAAAUAUAUUAAAAAUGUAAUGUUCACCAAGAAAUGAGUGUAUAACUUUUUUUGAAAAAAAUUGUUCAAUGUUUGGACUGGUAUUGACUAGUUUUAGACUUUCACUUUUAUUCUAAAUAUUAAAUACUGAGAAAUGAAACAGUUGACACAAAUUCCAGUACCUGAAAUCACAAAUCCAGUACCUGAAGUAUUUUUCAGGUGGAAGGAUAGUAUCAUUGAGGAAAUUUAUUGUUAAUUUUAUAUGUUGAAUUGGGAUAAUUCUCUUGUAAAGUAUGUCUGGAGGAUUAGAUAUGUUUCAUUGUACAUAAUUGUGUACAUUUUAUUUGUAAAACACAUCAUUGUAAAAUCGGCAUUCGGUCCAGAUCUGUUAAGAAAUAAGAUGGGAUAUUGUACAUUUUUUCUCACUCCUAGUUUUCUCUACGGAAAUGUCAAAGUUUGCUGAAUGUGAUUUACUGAUAAGUUAAAUCAAUCCUCUUGUGCAGUCAUUUUCCUUUUAGAAGUGUUUUAAAAGCAGCUCUUCAAUAUUUCUACACAAUCAAAUGUUGAAUUCUUGUAAUAAAGACUUAAUUUUCAAAAUGUUAAA
Messenger RNA from Paramisgurnus dabryanus, 2767 nucleotides. It is a transcript of the gene meis2b, whose product is annotated as Meis homeobox 2b. Gene Ontology annotation, biological process: regulation of DNA-templated transcription. The record is from RefSeq and is a predicted model, not a curated record. Gene Ontology annotation, molecular function: DNA binding. Lineage: Eukaryota; Metazoa; Chordata; Actinopteri; Cypriniformes; Cobitidae.